AUGUCCACCGCCCAGAUCGCCGCGCUCAGCACCGGCCAGGUGGCCGGGCCUGACCACGGCGACAUGGUCGCCCUGACCUCCGCCCAGGUCGCCGCGCUGAACUCCGCCCAGGCGGGCGCCCUGUCCACGGCCCAGCUCGCGGCCAUCGAGACGGGCGACAUCAAGUCGAUCACGACCGCCGCGCUGCGCAACCUCAGCUCCGACCAGCUCGAUGCCUUCACGAGCGACCAGCUGCGCGCGCUGUCGACCGGCCAGGUCAAUGCGCUGACGACCGCGCAGGUCAACACGCUCGGCACGGCCGACCUGAACAGCCUGUCCACGACCCAGUUCGCCAACCUCGCCACCGGCCAGGUCCAGGCGCUGUCCACCACCCAGCUCGCCAACCUCGGCACCGACAACCUCAACGCGCUGGGCACGGCCCAGUUCGCGGCGCUGUCGUCCGGCCAGUUCGGUUCGCUGACGACCGGCCAGCUGUCCAAGCUCGAGACGGCCGACCUGCGCGCCGUCACGACGGCCGCGCUGAACGCGCUGAGUUCCGCCCAGGUCGCCGCGCUGGCCAGUGACGCCGUGGGCGCGAUGACGACGGCCCAGGUCGCGUCGCUGGGUGCCAACCAGGUCGCGGGCCUGACGACGGCCGACAUGGUCGCGCUGACCUCCGCCCAGGUCGGUGCGCUGACCUCCGGCCAGGUCGCCAACCUGAGCACCGCCCAGAUCGCCGCGAUCGAGACCGGCGACAUCAAGGCCAUCUCGACCGCCGCGCUGCGCAACCUGUCCACCGCGCAGAUCGAUGCGCUGACCAGCGACCAGCUGCGCGCGCUGACCUCCACGCAGCUCAACGCGCUGACCACGACGCCGCAGUUCAGCGGCAUCACGACCAGCGACCUGAACUCGCUGAGCACCGGCCAGAUCGCCACGCUGUCGACCACCCAGGUCCAGGCGCUGACGAGCACCCAGCUGGCCAACCUCACCACCGACAACCUCAAUGCGCUGGGCACCGCCCAGUUCGCGACGCUGUCGUCCAGCCAGUUCGGCGCGCUGACGACCGGCCAGCUCGCCAAGCUCGAAACCAGGACCUGCGCGCCGUCACGACCGGCGCGCUGGGCGGCCUGA
Messenger RNA from Ostertagia ostertagi, 1110 nucleotides. Lineage: Eukaryota; Metazoa; Nematoda; Chromadorea; Rhabditida; Trichostrongylidae. The record is from the annotation of a GenBank genome assembly.